GUAGGUACUAGUCCGUUAUCAUAAGAACACCGCGGCUUUCUAAAAUUAAAAAUAUUAUAUCUAAAGGUGCGUUUGGAACAUUGGACCUAUUCAGUUAUUAGAAUAUCAAUCAAUCGAAAAAACAACAUGUUUAUAGAGGAAAACAUUAAGAACAAAAUCACAGUAUCGUCAUGUAACCGUGACAUCCACGUGACGUGCCUCGAACAAAGGCAAUCUGUAAAAAAAUCUUACUCCAUUAAGAUGGUCGAACGUUCAACAACAUUCGAGUGGUUGCCGGAGAGAAGAAACUGCCAAGGUUUCUGUCAAGAGUUGACGGUAAUAAUAUUUUCCAUAACAAUAUGGUGUUUUAUGCUAAUAACAUGUAUGGUGAAAGCAAUAGAAUUUUUCGUAGAAGCAAGUGACGAAAAUUCAUUUCCCAACGGGCUAGUCAUGUCUACCAUCGCAGUUGUAAUGGCUGCUAUAUUGUGGUUUUGGCUCAUAAUUUUUUCAUCGAUAUGGAAGCGUAUGAAUAUGGUAAUAUGCAUGCACAAGCACAAGAACUAUUUGAAAGUAGCUGACGAUGUAAACACUGCAUUUGCUGUCUGAGAAGACUGGCUAAUUUACAUUUUAUAAUAUUAAGAUUAAUUGAUACCUAAAAUUGUUUAUUUUUGUCUAAUGAUAGUUGAAAAUUAUUAUUACCUAUUAUAUAAAAAUAUUAAAUCUAAAAUAUAUCGAUAAUCAUAAUAGAUAGGUAAUUAAUAAUCAUUAUCAUUAUAACAAUUAUGUAAUACAAAAUGUAUGAACUAAAAUAUAAAAAUAAUUAUUUACAUA
Metopolophium dirhodum (rose-grain aphid) is the source of this 810-nucleotide messenger RNA. RefSeq lists its product as uncharacterized. The coding region runs from base 127 to 585 and encodes 152 amino acids. NCBI's taxonomy places the organism in Eukaryota, Metazoa, Arthropoda, Insecta, Hemiptera, Aphididae. The transcript is spliced from 4 exons. The record is from RefSeq and is a predicted model, not a curated record.